UUCUACGAAUAUCAAAAUGGCCAAGAAAGCUGGUGCCACUACUGAAGCACCUUACAUUGACGUUGAAAGACAAAGAGUGUACAUCAUGUGGGACGUACCACAUCUCAUCAAGAGCACACGAAAUAUGCUUAAAAAGCAUAAUGCAAUAUUCCAAGACAAAAUUGCUUGUUUUAAAGAUAUAGUUUCCUUGUACAAUAUUGAUUCUAAGUGCAAUCCUCGGUUAGUUCCUCGUUUGAACGAUAAGCAUGUAAUGCUUCCACCUUUCUCUGCAAUGAAUGUUUCGCUAGCUACGAGAACCUUAAGCCAAUCCGUCGCCAAUGGUCUCCGUUAUUACAUGCAAAUCGGUGAACUUUCACCUCAAUGCAUCAAUACCGCUGAGUUUAUAGAGUUUUACGACAAGCUGUUUGAUACCUUCAACAGCAAAAACAACUCUUCUGUGAAACCAUUGAAACAAGCAAUGGAAGAUCAAUCCAUUCACUGGGAUUUUUUACAGCAUGCUAAAACAACAUUAGCUAACAGUAAUUAUACUAGUAACACUUGCUUGGAUAUUACGGAAGCGGUUUCAGGUUCAAAACAACUCACAACUCAUCAACGGCAUCCGAAUUAUAUCAGAGGUUUUAUAAGUAACAUAAACUCUAUCGUGUCUUUGUGGCAAGAACUGCACAAUGAUUAUGGCGCUGAAUCAUUAUUCACAAACUAUCUAUGCCAAGAUUUUCUAGAGAACAUGUUUUCAGAAGUGCGUCGUCGUUGUGGUGGAAAUGAUGCUCCUGAUGCUCAACAGUUUGGAGCAUCGUUCAAGUAUACGAUAAUUGAGUCUAACAUAAAUCACUCCAAUGGAACAAACUGUGAACCAGAUGAUUUAAAACCACUGAUGUGUUUUCUCCGCUAA
Wyeomyia smithii (pitcher-plant mosquito) is the source of this 889-nucleotide messenger RNA. RefSeq lists its product as uncharacterized. The record is from RefSeq and is a predicted model, not a curated record. The transcript has 4 exons. Bases 17 to 889 code for a protein of 290 amino acids. Lineage: Eukaryota; Metazoa; Arthropoda; Insecta; Diptera; Culicidae.